GAUACAGAGUUUUGGGAUAAGAUGCAAGCAGAAUGGGAAGAAAUGGCCCGGCGGAACUGGAUAUCUGAGAACCAAGAAGCCCAAAACCAAGUCACAAUUUCAGCUAGUGAAAAGGGAUAUUACUUUCACACUGAAAACCCCUUCAAGGACUGGCCUGGAGCAUUUGAGGAAGGCUUGAAAAGGCUGAAGGAAGGGGACCUGCCAGUCACCAUUCUGUUCAUGGAGGCAGCGAUUCUUCAGGACCCUGGAGAUGCAGAGGCAUGGCAGUUCCUCGGGAUAACCCAGGCAGAGAAUGAAAAUGAACAAGCAGCCAUUGUCGCCCUCCAGAGAUGCUUAGAAUUGCAGCCUAACAAUUUAAAAGCUUUAAUGGCUUUGGCUGUUAGUUACACAAAUACUGGCCAUCAGCAGGAUGCCUGUGACGCACUAAAGAAUUGGAUUAAACAAAAUCCAAAGUACAAAUACCUUGUGAAAAGCAAGAAGGGAUCUCCAGGACUCACUCGAAGGAUGUCUAAGUCUCCAGUUGACAGCUCUGUUCUGGAAGGAGUGAAAGAAUUAUAUUUGGAAGCUGCCCACCAAAAUGGAGACAUGAUUGACCCAGACCUACAGACAGGUCUAGGGGUCCUGUUCCACCUGAGUGGGGAAUUUAACAGAGCAAUCGAUGCAUUUAAUGCUGCCUUAACUGUUCGGCCAGAGGACUAUUCAUUAUGGAACCGUCUUGGGGCGACCUUGGCAAAUGGAGACCGCAGUGAGGAAGCUGUAGAGGCCUACACACGAGCACUGGAGAUCCAGCCAGGCUUCAUCCGGUCCAGAUACAACCUGGGGAUCAGCUGCAUCAACCUGGGGGCUUACAGAGAAGCAGUCAGCAAUUUUCUCACUGCCCUCAGUUUGCAAAGAAAGAGCAGGAAUCAACAGCAAGUCCCUCACCCUGCAAUCUCUGGGAAUAUCUGGGCCGCCCUCAGAAUCGCACUGUCUCUGAUGGACCAACCAGAACUCUUCCAGGCAGCUAAUCUCGGCGACCUGGAUGUUCUCCUAAGAGCUUUCAACUUGGAUCCUUGAAGGAAAAGGAAAUAAUAAUAAUAAUAAUCCCUUACUUGUGUUAUUGUACUGCAAAUUGAAAGACUAUUUUAUUAUGACUUUCAAAAAGGAUAAAACAGAUAUUCAAAAGGCCAUGAUCAUAUAACCCAAGGGAAUUAAUUCCUACAGACAAUGCCCAAUCUCUGUUCAGAUACAAAAGCACAACAUGUUGUUUAUAUAGUCAAGGUCAGGUUCAAAAGAAGAAAGACUCAAGAUAAACCAAGAUAAAGUAACCACAUGUACUCUUCACAACGUACAAGUGUAUUGUAAAAAUGGUCUUUGUUUUUUGUCCCCAGCCACAGCUGAUGGCACAUCUGAGGAACUUGUUCAUGGGACACUUGAAGAAUGCACUGCCUCAGAUCAGGGAAUUCAGACUAUUCCUAAACUGUCCCUUGAAAUUCCCCUUUUUGCAAGACUGAACAUAGUUUGGGCCAUUGGUGCAUGCAUACAUAUUAACUAAAGACAGGCAUUGCUUAAACCUGUUCCAGUUUUAACUUUUCCUGUAGCCUUUGUUUCCAGAGAAGGAGCUUUGCUGGCAAAAGCAGUUUUUGCACUAGAAAUUUUUGCUGUUCCCAAUCAGAACUUUUCUGGGAUUGUAUAUAUGCACUUUAAUAUAUUAUUUAUGCCUUGCUGGAGUUUUGUUUUGUUGCUCCAAUUUUUAACUUGGGGGUGAAAGAUUUGAGAACUCAGACUUGUUAGAUCAAUGGACCAAACAAAGUUUCUGGAAAGUAGUUUUUCAUAGUGUAGGGUUUUGAAGGAGUAUUUUUCCUAAAGCAGAUGUGACAUGGGAUGUGAAUGUGUCAAACACAGAUCUUCUUAUCCAUGUGCUUUCUGGAACUGUGUGAACUUCAGCAAGAGACAAAAUUCAGUCUCUUCAUGUAUUCUCUCUGCAGGGAGACAGCUUGAUGUGACCAUGGUUUCUACUGGGUUUGAAUUAACUUGCUUGUCACAUUUUACUGGCUUUCUAACUGCCCUGCACAACAAUAUUCCUCUUAAAAUGUUCCUAUUUAAAAUGGUAUUUCUUAAGAGUGAUAAAUACAUUUUUUCCUAAAAAAUGACGUGUUUCCU
Castor canadensis (American beaver) is the source of this 2142-nucleotide messenger RNA. NCBI's taxonomy places the organism in Eukaryota, Metazoa, Chordata, Mammalia, Rodentia, Castoridae. The record is from RefSeq and is a predicted model, not a curated record.